AAGUCCAAAAAGUCUAAAAUCUUUUAUCUACGACGUGUUUGCUCUGUUAUGCUCCUAAUCCAAAGGGGGCGAUAUUGCGCUUGUAAACACACUUGUACUGAAUGACGCAUGAAGAAGGUUGAACAACGCGCGGGCUGUAGAGAUGGCAGACAGCGGAGUUUCAGUGGGAUCUGAAUCCCUGCAGCUGUAUGAAGCACAGUUUUUCGGCUUCACCCCAGAGACCUGCACUUUGCGAGUUCAUGAUGCCUUUCGAGACUCCCUCAAUCAUAUAUUGCUUGCCGUUGAGUCCGUAUUCGUAAAAAGAUUAUGUCCAGGCCGGGAUCCACCAGCAGAGCUCCGACUGACAGCCCGAGAGAGCACCCAAAAACUGCGGCAGUUCUUACAGGAGCGCUUUGAAAUCAUGUUUCAGCGCAUGAAGGGGAUGCUGAUGGACCGUGUUCUCUCCGUCCCUCACAAUGUCCUGCUGCCCGAUGACCAGCUGCACCAGAAGUACCCAGAAGGUAAAGAAGACCUCAUGAAGCUGCAGGACUCCAUUGCAAAACUUUUGCAGGCUUAUGAAGCCGAGGUCUGUGCCAAGCAAGCGCUUCUCGCUGAGCUCGAGGAGCAGAAAGAAACACAGAAACGGCUGGAUGAAGUGCUGCGGUGGAUCGAGGAACUGCGUCUUUCGUGGAGGAGAGAGGGAAUGGGAAAUGUCCAAGAUAGCGUUAGACACAUGAUGGAGACUGUGGGCCAACUGCAGGAUGUUGUGGGGAAGAUUAACAAGCAAAAUAAAGGACUGGAUGAAGUUUGAUGAAGUUCUGACCUCAAGUGCUGUGGUGUAAUCGCAUAAUCCAUCCACCAGGGGGAGACGGUGCAUAAUCUAUUUGGUACAGUUACAUUAACAUACAAGUACCAUGAUCAGUCCAGCUUCAAAGCAGUACAUUUGUAAUCAGGCGAUUUUCCUCAGACAUUUGAAAUGCAGUCCAUCUCUCCUUCCUCAAAGUCAUUGGGUUUUCUCAUUUGCGAUUCGCUGGCUUUGAUGUUCAGUACAGUGAGAUCUGCAUUAGAUUAGCCCAAAUUUCCCACAGGCUUGAACUGAUGUGUCCAACAGCCUGGCUGGCUUUACACUUUACAGAAAGUUUUAUGUUGUUUGAGGAGAUAUUUUAAGGUCUUUCCCUUGAUGUUCAGAGGGGAAAGAUUUUAAGUUCAUAUUGACUUGUACAGGACCUCAACGCCAGCAGAGGAACACCGAAAUUUUGUACAAAAUCUGAAUCUAAAUUAGCACUUGGAUUGAGUUGCUAAGUGCAAAUGUCAAGAGAUCAAAUGUUAGAAAUAAUUGAAAGCAAAUGUUCAUGAAAAUACAUGUAAUAGACUAUAUGCUUGUU
Molecule: messenger RNA, 1364 nt
Organism: Labeo rohita (rohu)
Lineage: Eukaryota; Metazoa; Chordata; Actinopteri; Cypriniformes; Cyprinidae
Gene: mis12
Product: MIS12 kinetochore complex component
Exons: 2
Coding region: 143-790 (215 amino acids)
Biological process (GO): kinetochore assembly; protein localization to kinetochore; mitotic sister chromatid segregation
Cellular component (GO): nucleus; chromosome, centromeric region
Source: RefSeq, a predicted model, not a curated record